AUGGACUUUCUAGCAUGCACGCCAUCGACGUUGAAAUUGACGGUUAGUCCGACAUUAAUGAAACCAAGAUUGUUACAUAUAUGUUUCAGGCCAACAGAUGUUGCGCUCGAUAUGCUAUCCCUGCAACACGUGUGGCAAGACGUACAAAUGGAGAGAAUCGUUAAGUCUGCACAAACGAAUGGAGUGCGUCCCGAGACUGAUCGUGAAGAAUAUAGAGAAGUUGAAGUACGCGAAAAAACCGGUCUGCUGACUUCGAUGCUGCUGUCCCAUGACAACUCCUGGAGCCAACAACGAUUCGAUGAGACGAUAUACAAAACGCCCAGAACUUCUUCAAAGAAGAACACGAGCGAUAUAAAAUACGAAUGCAACAGAUGCGGGAAAACGUAUAAAGCCACGACGUCCUUGAGCCGACACAAGCGACUCGAGUGCGGCGUUGUGCCUUGCGAGGUAUGCCCUAUCUGCGGCCGCAGAUUCAAGCACAGAUUCGUCCUGAACGCGCAUAUUGUUGGCUACGGUGCCCUGAUAGACGAGCUUAGCGAAUUCAAGCUUAACGCCAGUAUAUCCCGAUAUUUCUUGAGUCGCGGCAAAGCGGCGGCACCGGAGGAACAACAUUUUAUGUGCGGCGAAUGCGGCAAAGGAUACAAAUGGAUGGAUAAUCUACGGCGGCAUCAGAGACUGGAAUGCGGCAAACUACCUAAGUGGCAUUGCGAAAUUUGUCAGAAAAUGUUCUAUCGUCGAUACGAAUUGACCAAGCAUAUGAACUUGAAGCAUCAUCUAGAGUAA
Molecule: messenger RNA, 783 nt
Organism: Cataglyphis hispanica
Lineage: Eukaryota; Metazoa; Arthropoda; Insecta; Hymenoptera; Formicidae
Product: zinc finger protein 273-like
Exons: 4
Coding region: 1-783 (260 amino acids)
Biological process (GO): regulation of transcription by RNA polymerase II
Cellular component (GO): nucleus
Molecular function (GO): RNA polymerase II transcription regulatory region sequence-specific DNA binding; DNA-binding transcription factor activity, RNA polymerase II-specific
Source: RefSeq, a predicted model, not a curated record